Messenger RNA from Yamadazyma jaroonii, 519 nucleotides. The record is from the annotation of a GenBank genome assembly. NCBI's taxonomy places the organism in Eukaryota, Fungi, Ascomycota, Pichiomycetes, Serinales, Debaryomycetaceae.
AUGAUAGUGUACUCGGUGUAUAUUUUAAAUAAAGCAGGUGGAUUGGUGUAUCAGAAUGAUAUCAACCCUGGCUUGAACAGAUUAAGUGCUAACGAUUACCUUGUAUUGGCUGGUACAUUACAUGGGGUCCAUGCAAUCACUUCCAGAUUCAGCCAUUCAAUGAAGAUUGAACAGAAUGAAAUCAAUAUGAAUAAUAACUCCAACAUUUUGAGUACGGGCAAGUCUUUAAACCCCAAUACCAACAGAACUGGUCUACAAAGUAUUGAAACUGAUCAUUUCAAUUUAUACAUUCAACAAACUUUAACGGGGAUCAAAUUUAUCAUCAUAACGUCUCCAUUAAAGACAACGCCCAUGUCUAGAGGCCAAUUGAAUAAUGAGUUGGACUUAGUCAAUUAUCUAUUCAGACAAAUCUAUAUAUUGUAUGGGGAUUACGUAUCGAAAGAUCCUUUCCAAGCAAGUGAUAUGCCUAUAAAGAAUCAAUUAUUUGAUACUAAACUACGUGAAUUGGUGAAUCAAUAG